CACAAAUGUUUCGCUCUCGCGUCCUGUGUGUCGGGCGGCGUGGCGGCCGGCGUCUGGCGACCGUCGCCGUUGGCGUGUCGGGCGGCGUCGACUCGUCGGUCGCGGCGCUGCUGCUCAAGCGGCAGGGCCACGACGUGGUUGGCGUGCACAUGAGCAACUGGGACCACGCCGAGGAAGGGACGGACGGCGAGUGCGCCGAGCGCGAGCGCGAGGACGCGCGCCGCGUGUGCGAGCGGCUCGGGAUCGGCUUCCACGCGGUGAGCUUCGUCCGCGAGUACUGGUCGGACGUCUUCGAGCCGUUUGUGGCGGGCAUCGCUAGAGGAGCGACUCUGAACCCGGACGUCGCGUGCAACCGGCACAUCAAGUUUGACCGCUUCACCGCGCACGCGCUCGCUCUCGGCGCAGAUUGGGCGGCGACCGGCCACUAUGCGCGCGUGGCUCACUCGGAGGCCGGCGGGUCGGCGCUGCUAACCGCCGUGGACGCGGACAAGGACCAGACGUACUUUUUGGCGGCGGUGCCCCAGGCGUCGCUGCGCAGGUCGCUCUUCCCGCUCGGCGAGCUCAGGAAGCGCGAGGUGCGCGCGCUCGCCGCCGCCGCCGAGCUGCACACCGCCGGCAAGCGCGAGUCGAUGGGAAUCUGCUUCGUCGGCAAGCGCCGCUUCCGCGACUUCAUCCGCUCCUACCUGCCGCCGCAGCGGCCGGGGCCGCUGGUCUGCGUCGAGAGCGGGCGCGUGCUCGGCACGCACCAGGGUGUCUCGCUCUACACGCACGGGCAGCGCGCGCGCGUCGGCGGGCUCGGCGGCCGGUGGUACGUCGCCGAGAAGUGUCUCGAGACGGACACGCUCUUCAUGUGUGAGGGCGCCGCUCACCCGGCUUUGCUCACCCACACCCUCGAGGUUGGCGAGGCGGCCUGGAUCAGCGGCUCCCCCCCCGGCCAGCUGGACUCGCGUGCCUCCCCCUCUGCCCUCGCUUGCUCUGCUCGGGUCCGCCACCGCGCGCCGGCCAUACCGUGCUCCGUCGCCGCCACCGAGCCGCCACCACCGCCGCAGUACACCGCUCGUUUCGCGACGCCGGUCAACAUCGCCGUCGGCCAGACGGUGGCGUUGUACGAUGGCUGCCGCUGCCUUGGGGGGGCGCAGGUGAUCGCACGGGGGCCGUCGCUCCACGAGCAGGGCAAGGAGGCUGGAGCAGCGGCUGCGGCGCGUGGCGCCGCCAGUGUCGGACGAGGGGCCCCAGGGUGCUUACAAGCUACAGUAUGUGAGUAAUAAGAACGGGAUGUCGAU
Molecule: messenger RNA, 1283 nt
Organism: Emiliania huxleyi CCMP1516
Lineage: Eukaryota; Haptophyta; Isochrysidales; Noelaerhabdaceae
Product: putative tRNA methyl transferase
Exons: 6
Coding region: 6-1265 (419 amino acids)
Biological process (GO): tRNA wobble position uridine thiolation
Molecular function (GO): sulfurtransferase activity
Source: RefSeq, a predicted model, not a curated record